UUCCAAUAAAUAAAAAGUUUCCUGGUGCAGCAAAAAAUUUCUGGCAAGCAACAAGUUUGGAUCAUUUAGAGAACUAGUUCCGACAGCCCACUCGCUCGUGACUUGCACAGUACUGGGGGCAUCAGCUGUUCCGCAUUCCACAUUUCGGUUUUGUAUUUUGCACUUUGAACCUGGCCAAAAUCCUCGUGCCUGGCCAACGAAUACGAAAAACACACUCUGGAUUCUUGCCGAAUUAGAGUGCGCGUGUCCACGUCCGUGUUCGUCCUCGCUCGUCCUCGUUCGCCGUUCUCCGAUUCUCACAGAACACUCGCCGAGUCGGCCUUGCCGCCCCCAAUCUUUCUCGGGCCGCGGACAAGGAAACAACAGCCACACACCGCAGCGCCAGCUUGUUAGCCGGAGAGCUUUUCGUUCGUCUUUGCAUCGCGCGCAUUGCCUGUCCAGUUUCAUUGAUAAGAAAGCCAGUGAAUGCCCCAACGUGCCCCUCUGUUUCGCCAGCGUCAACGCCGUUUAAAGUGCAAAUUAAUCAAUUAAAAUAGUACGAGAGCGUGCAGUGCGUGCUGGUAUUAAUUUAUUUGCGUGGCUUUAAGCGAAUCUAAUUAAUUUCGUCUUCAAUCUGUGUUCGUUUCGUCCAAAGUUCCGUUCCCGCUUGUUGCCUUGCGACGCGACGCUGUUUAUUAAUUAAAGACGACAACCAACAUUGCAUAGUUUCCGGCUGAAAAAUUUUCGUUAUUUUCGAGCUUCCAGUUUUUCCCGUGCGCUUCCUUCCUUCCGUUCCGCCCCCUCAGCAAUCGCGGCCAAUUAACAGGGGACUUUAACAAGAGGCAAGUGGAAGCACAGCGUCACACAAAACAACACAAAAAUGACGCACUGGGAGGACUUCUACAACACACAUCUGCCGCCCGCAGACUUCGAGGACAAUCGGUCGCUGCUGAAAGAGUUCUGCGAACGCCACAACAAGAUCCAAAAUCGCAUUGUUCUCGUCACGUCUGGUGGAACUACAGUACCUUUGGAGCACAAUACGGUGCGAUUUGUGGACAAUUUUAGUGCCGGCACUCGGGGCUCUGCCUCGGCGGAAUACUUUCUUGACCAUGACUAUGCCGUGAUCUUUAUGCAUCGCCACAAAUCGCUGGAGCCCUUCACGCGCCACUUCACGGGGCAGCAGUUCUUCGAUAUGCUGGACAUAGCGGACAACAGCCAGAGCUCGACGAUAGCCAUCAAGCCGGACUCGGUGGAUGUGUUCGCACCGGUGCUGGCCAAAUACAAGAUUGCCCGGGAGACCCAGAUGAUUUUGUAUGUGAACUUCACCAGCGUCGUCGACUACAUGUGGCUGUUGCGGGCCGCCUGCGAGUGCCUGGCUGCGUUCGAGGAACGUGCCGUGCUCUACUUGGCGGCUGCCGUAUCCGAUUUCUACAUACCCGAGGACAUGAUGCCCACCCACAAAAUGCAAUCGGGCGAUGGAGCGCCGACGAUUUCGCUGCAGCUGGUGCCAAAAAUGCUCGCCCCAUUGGCCAGCCUCUGGGUUCCGCACGCUUUCGUGGUGUCCUUUAAGCUGGAGACAGACGAGAGUCUAUUGAUUGUCAAGGCACGUGACAGCCUCAACAAAUACAAGCAUAAGCUGGUCAUUGCCAAUAUACUGCAGACACGCAAACAUCGCGUGGUGUUUGUCACGCCCACAGAUUCCUACGAGCUGCAUUUGAGCCGCGAGCAAACGCUGCAGGGCCUGGAGAUCGAGGAGCCCAUUGUGGCCGACCUGGUGCUAAAGCACAACGAGUACAUCAACAACGCCCAGCAGCGCCAAUGACCGUUAUCAAUGCGCCGCCGGCAACAGCAGCAGCAGCAGCAGCAACACCACCACCACCACCAGCAGCUCCAGCACCAGGAUGACGAUGGGGAGGAUACGUAUUGCGUGACCACCUCGCAUUAUUGUCGCGUGCUCAAUCCGGGCACGCCAAGCUUUGGCCGCAAAUAUUGAGCAGGUUUAUAGUCCAUAGCGAAUACUGAAAUACUAAAUGCCGAAUACCCCCAAUGCCCGAAUACAGAACACUGAACACAGAA
Messenger RNA from Drosophila persimilis, 2055 nucleotides. It is a transcript of the gene Ppcs, whose product is annotated as phosphopantothenate--cysteine ligase. The coding region runs from base 860 to 1801 and encodes 313 amino acids. The record is from RefSeq and is a predicted model, not a curated record. NCBI's taxonomy places the organism in Eukaryota, Metazoa, Arthropoda, Insecta, Diptera, Drosophilidae. The transcript has 5 exons. Gene Ontology annotation, cellular component: nucleus; cytoplasm. Gene Ontology annotation, molecular function: phosphopantothenate--cysteine ligase activity. Gene Ontology annotation, biological process: coenzyme A biosynthetic process.